GGGGAAGGGUUGGAUCCCCAAUCCCUUCUCCGCUUAGCCUGGCUGAGUCACCCCUUUCCCCAGCCCUGGGUGACGGUUCUGCAGCCCUUCCCAUGGGCCGUCCCACCGCUACCCCCGCAGCCAGGACGUGUGAAGGAAGACCUGAUGGAGCUGCUGCUGCUGCAGAACGCCCAGAUGCACCAGCUGAUCCUGGGUCGCCUGGUGGCAGCAGCACUCAGCCCCUGGCCCGCCUUCUCUGGCCCGCAGGUCCACUUGGAGAGUCCGAAGGAGGAGGGUGAGGAGGAAGAGGAGCUGGAAGCCCAGGAGGAAGGGCCUCUGGUGUUCCACCACCAUUACCUGCCCUGCCCGACGCCCGCUCCGGGCCUCCAGCCUCCCUGGCCAGCGCCUUUCCUUCCCCCUCCGCCACACCAGCCCCCCUUGCAGGAUGCACCCAGGAUCCAGCAGCGCCCUCCUGCCAGGAAGAGGGGGGUGAGAGCCGUGCCCCCACCCCCACCCCCCAGUGCCACAGGGACUGUGGGUGCGGAUGUACCCCCGGCUUCAGAUUACUAUGAUGCUGAGAGCUUACUAUGAAGACAGAUGCUGGCCCAGGGACCCACUCCAGCUGCACUGCGAGGCUGGAUACAGCCCCCGAGGGCCCCUCUGGUGCUCACAGCCACACCUGACAGCCCUUCUCUGCCCAACCCCGACCAGGCCCUCCCCUCCAGGGUGAAUCAGUCUCCUCUCCUUCCCAUUGAGACCUUGAGCCAGCCCAUCUCUUCUCUGGAGUAAGCUCAUUAGGUUACUCACUGUUCAAGGCCCUCGACCCACGUGAACACCCACCUCUGCCCCACUGUUAGCUUCCCGGGCGAGGGGGAGGCUGGGAACCAGAGCCCCCCCAGACCUCAGUCCCUCACCCCUCUCUCUGGGAAGG
Myotis davidii is the source of this 910-nucleotide messenger RNA. It is a transcript of the gene PRR29, whose product is annotated as proline rich 29. The record is from RefSeq and is a predicted model, not a curated record. NCBI's taxonomy places the organism in Eukaryota, Metazoa, Chordata, Mammalia, Chiroptera, Vespertilionidae. The transcript has 5 exons. The annotation marks the transcript as partial.